AUGGACGGUGGUGCAUCUGCUGAAGAAUUGCUCGUUAAGUUUGAAAUUGAGAAAUCAGAGAAUUUGACAUCAAGUUUGACAUUCCAUAACAUUGGUUUACCACCUUUGUUAAUAACUGCUGCUGAUGAUGGAACAGUUGAUGCUCACAUAACAGCGAUACGAGGUGACACGACAGCGCCACGAAAUGCUGGGUGGCAGAAGUCAUCUAAGCUGCCAAAAACGGAAAAGGACUACGAUGACGAUCUGUACAUACAACGCACGUGCGCUUGCAUCGCAGAGACCAUUCAUCAUGAUAGUGCAAUCCAGGAAGAUCAAAUACGAUGUAAUCAGACUGAACGAAAUAAGACAACGCAACUCGCUGAAUGGCGUAUGAAACUGGAGAAGAACUGCUCUUAG
Necator americanus (New World hookworm) is the source of this 396-nucleotide messenger RNA. RefSeq lists its product as uncharacterized. The transcript has 3 exons. Lineage: Eukaryota; Metazoa; Nematoda; Chromadorea; Rhabditida; Ancylostomatidae. Bases 1 to 396 code for a protein of 131 amino acids. The record is from RefSeq and is a predicted model, not a curated record.